AUAGAAUCUGUGUUGUUUUUGUCAAAAAGUGAAAACAAAGAUGGCGAAUGCUUGGACCCAAUUUCAACCAUGGCAAAAUCAACCCUUACCACCAGGGUGGGAGGCUAGAUAUGAUGGAAACAUCGGAAGAUACUACUUUAUUGAUCACACCACACACAAGACAACAUGGGAGGACCCCAGGUUAAAGAGGCAGGAGGCCAUUCCUCUGACUUCGUUUAAGGGAUCAUCACGUAAUAAAGGAGCUUCAAAUCAGUCGGAAACCAACUUUGGUGGUGGAAGCUCUUCCCAAGCAGCUUCAUCUUCACGACCUACAGCAGUAAAGAAAGUGACUGAGCCUAAGAAACCUCAGCGUCCAGCCAGUCUUACAGAUGACGACUUCCCCGUGGACAAUAUCCUGUCACAGAUGCUGAAGGAAGACAAGAGUGAACAGGAAAAAGAAAACGUGAAAAGGAAAUUAGUCCAGGAGUUUCCAGGUGUUGAUGAUGUUGUCAUUGAUGUUGCUCUUCGUUCUGCCAAGUACGAUGAAAGGAGAGCCAGGGAAGUGAUAAAGAAACUAAAAGGUGAUGAUGACAAAAAGAAAGGACCUGGAAAAGGAAAGAAACAGACAGCAACGAAACCAAAAGCAGCUGUCUCUUCAACUGAACAACUCAAUAAACCCAAGGGUAAAGCUACCACUACCGCAGCUAAGGCCAAAUCCACCAGUCAGGAGCUUCAUGUCAAGGCUACACCCACUUCACCCACACCCCAGCCUGCACCCCAACCAAAACCCCAACCUGCUGUCAAGUCUCCAUCGCCUGCUCCAGCCAAGGUGAGGGUAUCCGCAGGUACUAUCCCUGGACCCGAUGGGCAGUCAGGCAUGAGUCCACGGGGAGCAGCAAGGUCAACCCAAGCACAACCGAAGAUGGUGUCACCUAGAGCCAAUCAAUCUUACCACUCCUCCCUUCGAUGUGUGCCCAGUGGACCCAACCCAGCAAAUGCACAGGGACCCAACCCAUUGAUGCUUCUGCCUGAGUGGGUCCAGCCAGAAGGACCGCAGAGGGCUAAUUAUGUGGGUCCUCAGCGAAGCAAUGUUCAGGGACCUGCAAGGCAACCCUCAAACGGGAAAAUGCCCUUGAAUUGUGGUGCUCAAGCAAGCAAUCAUCAAGGAUCGAACAUAAACUUGGUUCAUGGAUCAGUUUACCCCCAAACUACUAUGUUGUGAAGCUUUGAAAAGCUAAUUUAAUAGUGUUUGUUUCAGUCGCUAAAGCAGCGUUAGAAAAGGGUAACAAACUACUGAUUUAUCAACCUCUAGUUAAAAAUUGUGUUACGAGGUCGAGAUUUCUAUCACCUGAUGGCUAAUGAGGGUUAAGCUUGAAUCAAGUAUUACAUAUUUAAAUCGAGAGUGCAUAAUUUGCUUUUUUCCUAAUCUUCUAGUCGUUAAAAACGUAACAACAAGACAAGUUAUAAAACUGUAAAAGCGAACGAUAAAAUCCGACGUUUAGGAGUAGUCAUGACUCCAUUAUCAAGGAAAAUAUAAAAGAUCAUGCAAAUUGCAGCAUAUAAAGCGUUUUUGGCAAGACAAGUUCAUGCUUUUAUUAUAAUUUUCUUACAAACACACAACGUUAGGCAACCCACUAUCUAUUACGGACUGUAGUAGACAGCAAGUAACGCAGCCAAUCAGAUUGCAGCUUUUGUGAUAGAACUCAAGAAAAUUUAUCCUCAUGGUCAUUAAUGAUUACGUGAAGGUGAGACCCUUGUUUUCUGCUAAGUGGUCUCUCUCCGAUAGAAGUGUAAUGAAAACUUAACCAAAACAACUGUACCUAAAUAAAAUAUGAGUUAUCUUGACUCUAUAAAUAA
Stylophora pistillata is the source of this 1836-nucleotide messenger RNA. RefSeq lists its product as uncharacterized. Gene Ontology annotation, molecular function: transcription coactivator activity; protein binding. NCBI's taxonomy places the organism in Eukaryota, Metazoa, Cnidaria, Anthozoa, Scleractinia, Pocilloporidae. The record is from RefSeq and is a predicted model, not a curated record. Gene Ontology annotation, cellular component: cytoplasm; nucleus. Gene Ontology annotation, biological process: hippo signaling; positive regulation of transcription by RNA polymerase II.